AUGCAUUUCUCUUCUGCUGCACUCUUCGCCCUUUGCUCAAUCAGCGUGACCCAGGCGGCACCUUUCGCCAACCCCGAGAACGAAGACCUCGCUCGCCGUGCAGCCUACUCCGUGGUCAAUGCCGAUGGAGACUCAUCUUCCAGCUCAGUUGCACGUGAAGUCGACACUGUCUUCGAAGUCUCCACAGUCACUGCUCCUGGUGCCGAGCCGGUGGCCAUCACUGUGACUGUGACUGCCACUCCUUCAAGCGCCUACUCCUCGACUCCUGUGGCUAGCUCUACUCCGUGCCUGGAGACUCCCACUCCCGGUUCUUCUUCUUUCUUCCGCCGGGGCCUGAGAGCCGCUGGUCAGCCUGCUCUCUUUGCUCGCGAGUACUCUAGCUCCUCCUCUGCCUAUCCCACUGCCGCUGCCUCUGAGUCUCUCUAUGCUCGUGGCUGGUACUCUGCUGCUUCUGCUACUCCUUCUGCUGCUGCCUCCCCUACCGCUUCGUCUACUGCCCUUGUGGCUCGCGGCUUCGGUGAUUGGUCCUCUUCCGCUUCGGUCUCUCCUUCUUCCAGCUUGAGCGCUUCCGCUGCUGCUACUCAUCUCGUCGCUCGCGGCUGGUACUCUUCUUCUGCCACUCCCUCUGCCUCAGCAACUCGCGUUGUGGCUCGUGGCUGGUACUCUUCUUCCGCCACCCCCUCUGCCUCGGUGACUCGCGUUGUGGCUCGCGACUUGCACGCUUCCCCCUCCGGUACUCCCUCUAGCUCGAGAGUCACUAAUUCAGCUGCUCCUCUGGCUGCCCGCGGCCCCUACGGCUGGUUCUCUUCCGCCGCCAGUGCUUCCUCCGUCGCCACACCUUCUGCCUCCUCAGCUCUUGUGGCCCGUGGUAUCCGCAGCUGGGGUCCUUCCAGUGUCUCUUCUCCGGCCUCUGGCACCUUCGCUCCGUCGGCUACUCCUGUCGUCUACUAA
Molecule: messenger RNA, 951 nt
Organism: Penicillium concentricum
Lineage: Eukaryota; Fungi; Ascomycota; Eurotiomycetes; Eurotiales; Aspergillaceae
Exons: 1
Coding region: 1-951 (316 amino acids)
Source: RefSeq, a predicted model, not a curated record